ACAGCAGCCAUGCUUAUUUUGUAUUUUUUUCCCCAAAUCCAUUUUAUUCAAAGAUAAAAACAAAUUUUAAAGCAUGCCAGUCGUCGUGCAACCAGACAUUCACCCAGGGCGCUUCUGUGUUCCGCGGUCAGCACACUCAGCGGCGACCGGCUGAACUUUUCACACGUGUCACUUUUCUCACUGCUUAGUGUGCUCACGGCGCAUCUGUUUCCUUGUGGAAGUGACCAGUGCAUCCUCUGCAGCCCAAACCCGAGCUGCCAGCGCUGGGAAGGAGGCGGGCAGUGCCAGUCUCCCUGAUCAGGGCAAAGCGAGGGUCCCCCGCCGGCGGCCUCAGCCUCUGCAGCCCAGGACCCGCUGCCGCGGUUUGGGCUGUGCAGCCUUCCUGCAGCGGGACGCGGCCCCGGGGCGCUGCCGAGCCCCAACUCCCGAGCCCCAGCCGCGCUGGGUCCCCACCCUCAGGCCAACAGCGCUGCGGCGCGGGCGGGCGCGGGGCGGGGCCGGGCGGGGAGCCCAGGGAGCCGAGGGAGCGGAGCCGCCGCGGUGCCGCAAUGGCCUGGCCCUGCAUUUCCCGCCUGUGCUGCCUGGCGCGGCGAUGGAACCAGCUGGACCGCUCAGACGUGGCGGUGCCGCUGACCCUGCACGGCUACUCGGAGCUUGAGAGCCAGGAGCGGGGCCUGAGCAGCGCCGCCCCGCGCAGCAGCGUGCACCCCGCGGGCGGCCAGGAUGAGGACCGGGCCGCGCCGCUCACUCAGUAUCAGUGCGACUUCGGGGUGUGCACGGGGCCCCGAGACUUGGGGCCGGGUGGCCGCAGGGCCAGGCCUUCUGCGACCCCUCCACGGGGCGUCUACGUGCUGCCCAUUGGCGACGCGGCUACAGCGGCCACCACCUCGUACAGGCAGGAGUUCCAGGCGUGGACUGGAGUGAAGCCCUCAAGAGCCACCAAGGCAAAGCCAGCCAGGGUCAUCACCACACACAGCUCCGAAUGGAAUGGCAGCCCGGAGCCUGGCUUCCAGGUCCCCAAGGUGAAGAGAAAGUUCACGCCUAACACCUCAGCCAUCUUUCAGCCUUCCGCUCCCCAGGUUCUCAACGUGUGACCCCGAGCAGUGACUGAGCUGCUGUUAGGAGCGUGACUGCAUCGGGCUGCAGGCCUGCUGCGUGGCAGAGCUAAAGGGGACAGCGCCCUGGCUCUGCCAGCCUCCAGCAGUCUCUCCUGAAGCUUCCCGUUCUUGGGGUAUCAGCCGUGCCUGUCUCCAAACCGCACAGCAUGGGGAUCUGUUGAGGAACCCGUACCUCUCCGGCAGCUUCCCCAGGACGCUCGGUCCUUUAUUCAUCUUGUACCCCACAGCAACCGCCGUCUGCCUCGUCCGUUUCCGUUGUAAACUCAGGUCACCACCUGCAUGUCACUCACGGUGAUGCCCAAGAACCUCAAGCUCAGGGGCUCCGCCUUGCGAGGUGUUUCUCUCCAGCCAGGAUGACCCUCAGGUUUCAGCACAGCGCUGAGGCAAACGUGGUACCUAGGGCAUGAAUGGCCAUUACCCUGCAGGACUUUCUACUUUGACCGGAACACAGGGUAACUCCGAGUGACCUGGCAUGGCCGUUAGGGGGCGCGCUUCGGGGAUGGUGGCCUUCGCCUCACUCCUUAAAGGCCUGUAGACGGCGCCUGCGCCAGCUUUCAGCCCUGCUGAAGCUUGCAGGACAGGUCUCGGGCUCCGGGAGCUCCCCCGGAGCCGCCCCGCAAGGAAGGAUGCGUGCCCUGCAGAAGCCCUGGCCCUCUGCCCAGCAGCUUCCUGCCACCUCAGGGGCUCUGUCCCUUCUUGCAGAGUAGAGGUAUAAAGCUCAAGGUGGUUUGGGGGAAGGAAACCAAAGGAUUCCUGUGAUUCUUUCUCCCAGGCCCUAGGGGUGGCAUUCGGCUGCAGAAUCCCGUCCCCUCCCCUCAGAGGUGCUAGCUCUGCAGGCCCAGCCCCUCCUGCGGGCCCUGAGGCUCACGUUGUGGGGGGAGGGGGACGGCGGGGCGUGGGCUUGCGGUUUGCAGCUCUAAGCGAUGGUUUGCAUAUUGAAGGCCGGGAGGAAGGGCCCCCUGCUGGGAGCGCCGCAGAUUAACACAGAUUAACAUACAAUCUGACCUUACUAAAACGCAGACACGCCGUUCGUUUCUUCUUUAAAUUAUAAACGGGGUUUAAAUUAUAGACCUGAAAGUCUCCUUGG
Molecule: messenger RNA, 2205 nt
Organism: Cavia porcellus (domestic guinea pig)
Lineage: Eukaryota; Metazoa; Chordata; Mammalia; Rodentia; Caviidae
Gene: Map6d1
Product: MAP6 domain containing 1
Exons: 3
Coding region: 549-1094 (181 amino acids)
Biological process (GO): microtubule cytoskeleton organization; cytoskeleton-dependent intracellular transport; regulation of microtubule cytoskeleton organization
Cellular component (GO): cis-Golgi network; microtubule; Golgi-associated vesicle
Molecular function (GO): microtubule binding; calmodulin binding
Source: RefSeq, a predicted model, not a curated record